AUGGCCGACAACACAACCGACCACGCCUCGCAGCUCGAAAAGGGCAUGGGAGGGUUACCCCCGACAUUCGUCCAUCUCGACCGCACUCACACGGCCGGUGGACACGUCAACGACCGCACCCAGCCCGGCCUCCCUGUUGUGCACAGGACCUUUGCGAAUCCGUCGCCACUGGGGCUGUUGUCUUUCGCGACUGGCCUGCACGCCCGCGGCGUCGAAACACCCAAUGUCAUCCUUGGUGUCCUCAUCUUCUUCGGCGGGCUGGGCCAGUUCCUCGCGGCGGUGAUGGAGUUUUUUACGGGAAACACUUUCGGCGCAACCCUCUGGGCCACCUACUCUGCUUUCAACUUCUCCUACGCGAUGAUCUACAUUCCCGGCACGGGCAUCCUGGCCGCCUACACGGACGCCGAGACCGGCGCGCUCAGUCCCGAGUUCAACCAAGCUAUCGCAAUCUACCUGUGGGCAUGGUUCAUUGUGAACACGCUCUACGUGGUUGCGGCGGUUCGGAGCUCGUGGGUGAUUUUCAUCGACCUCGCUAUUCUGAGCCUGGGCUUCCUGUUGUUAGCUGUGGCGUAUAUGACCGGCGACCAGGCGGUUAUGACGGCCGGUUACUCUGUUACGAUGGUUACGGCUGCGCUCUCCUCAAUACCUCUUGAGCAGAAGAAAUAA
Messenger RNA from Aspergillus nidulans FGSC A4, 666 nucleotides. Its product is annotated as acetate uptake transporter family protein. NCBI's taxonomy places the organism in Eukaryota, Fungi, Ascomycota, Eurotiomycetes, Eurotiales, Aspergillaceae. The transcript is spliced from 4 exons. The coding region runs from base 1 to 666 and encodes 221 amino acids. The record is from RefSeq and is a predicted model, not a curated record. Gene Ontology annotation, cellular component: membrane.